Molecule: messenger RNA, 1230 nt
Organism: Anthostomella pinea
Lineage: Eukaryota; Fungi; Ascomycota; Sordariomycetes; Xylariales; Xylariaceae
Source: the annotation of a GenBank genome assembly
AUGAAGCCACCAACACGGAUAGCGCUGCGAUUGGCAGCUCGCAAGCCCCAGCAGCUCUCCUCUACCUCGACUACCAGCUCCCGACUCCUCCUCCCACGAGUACAGUGCCGUCAGAUCCGCACCACGCCCGCGACGCCAGCGUCAGUCUCCCCCAUCCACGGCACCGGUCCGCCACCCGAGCCCCCGCAGCCCGCAGCCUCGAGUCCCGACGUGCGCAUCGAGCGGCGACGCAAGCAAGCCGCGCUCCUCGAGAAGGCGGCCGAGAUCCGACAACAGCAGCGGCAGCAGCAGCAGUCGUCGAAAUCAUCCACUACAUCUACAUCUACAACUUCGGGGGGGAAGAGCCCGCUCGCGCGCAAGCGCUUCUGGGAGCACGUCCACGUGCGCGACGUCGACGGCGCCUGGGAGGUGCACCUAGACAAGCGACCGCUGCGGCACCCAACGACGAAGCAGGUCGUGCGGCUGCCCACCACAAAACCCCUGCUCGCCGCCGCGCUGGCCCACGAGUGGGACAUGAUCGUGUCGGCGGCACAGGCCACGCGGCAGCACCUGAUCCCGCUGACGGGGCUCGUGUGCCGCGCGCUCGACAUCGAGGCCGACGACGCGGACGCUGUUACAAAGGCGCGCACGGGCGUCCAGGAGACGCUGCGCCAGGGAGUCGCGCGCAUGUUGUUGCGGUACCUCGAUACGGAUUCUUUGUUAUGUUGGGCGCCGCCGCCAAGGUUCGAGGACGGACCCGCUGAGGAGGGGAAGAUGGGGCUCAGGGAUACGCAGAAGAGGGCUGCGGAGGAGGUUGUGGCGUUUCUGAGGGGGGCGGUGUGGCCUGGGGUCGAGAUUGAACCGGUCCUUGAUGGCGAGAGCAUCAUGCCGCGCGCGCAGCCGCUCGGCACCCGCGAGAUCAUCGAGGGCUGGAUCAUGGGGUUGAGUGCGUUUGAGCUGGCUGGGCUGGAGCGGGCUACGUUGGCGGGGAAGGGGUUGCUGGGCGCGGUGAGGUUGCUGGUCGAGUGGAGCGAGGGCGCGGUGGGCGCGGGCGUUGGGGAUGGUGCGGGUAUGGGUGUUGAAGAGAAGAAGUUCGGGGUGGAGGAGGCGGCGCGCUUGGCGUCCAUCGAGGUCGAUUGGCAGACGGACUACUGGGGCGAGGUCGAGGAUACGCAUGAUGUGGAGAAGGAGGACCUGCGGCGCCAGCUGGGGAGCGUGAUCUUGCUUGUUGGUGGUACGGGAGGGAACUGA